Molecule: messenger RNA, 5592 nt
Organism: Schistosoma mattheei
Lineage: Eukaryota; Metazoa; Platyhelminthes; Trematoda; Strigeidida; Schistosomatidae
Source: the annotation of a GenBank genome assembly
AUGCAGGACCACGAAAAAAGUAAAGAAAAUACCCAAAAUACAUUGGCAGAUGUGCAUGUUAUUUUGUUGGAUGGUGGUACUGAAAAAUUCUGUUUAUCUGAACGAUGUUUGGGUCUGGAUUUAUUUACUUUAGUCAUUAAAAAGAUUGGUACUUUUCAAAAUGAGUACUUCGGGCUGCUAUAUUCUGAUUUUGAAGGCAACAGCUGCUGGGUUGAUAACAACAAACCCCUUACAAAGGUCUUGAGAAAUUCAAGUACAAGACCUCUGGAGCUUUUGUUUGGAGUUAAAUUUUUUACUCCGUAUCCAAAUCUAAUAGAAGAUGACCUUACAAGGUACCUGUAUGCUCUACAAAUCAGGAACGACUUCUUUCAAGGUUUGUUACACAGUAAUCGUAAUACCAGUCUCUUGCUUGCAGCAUUCAUUGCACAGUCCCAGUUGGGUGAUUUUCAAGAGUCAGAAUGUCGGUCGUAUGCAUACUUAAAGAAGCAUCAUUUAUUUAGAACAGCACCAGAUUCGUACUUAAUGCGUCUUAUGGAACUGCAUCAAACGUUGAUAGGAAUUUCAAAAUCGGAAGCCGAUUAUCGUCUUUUAGAUGCUGCUCGCAAAGUCGAAUUGUAUGGAAUUCGUUUACAUGCCGCAAAGAACACAGAAGACAAACCAGUAAAUUUAGGAGUUAACCAUUUCGGAAUUAUGAUAUUUGAGAAUUUUUCUCGUAUGAACACCUUCAAUUGGUCAAUGAUUCGUAAACUUAGUUUCAAACGUCGUAAAUUAUUAAUUAAACUUCAUAUGGAAGCAUAUAGUUACGGAAAUGACAUCAUAGAAUUCUCAUUUCCUACACGUAAUAGUUGUAAAAACUUUUGGAAAAAAUGUAUUGAACAGCAUACAUUUUUUCGUUCUAUCUCACCAUAUGGUAAUAGGAAGUGCGGUACAACCAAUCAUCGUAAUUCUGUCAUAUUUCCUCAUUCAUUUACGAAUAUUUUCACUUUACCAUUUGGAAAACUUCAUAGAUCAGCUAGUUGUGAAGCGAACGGUCUAUUAAACUCAAAAGCAUCAACUCAUAAACAAAACAAUGAAAUAAGUUCUGACAUUACUCCCGUUAAACGAGUCAAUCAUUUGAAUCGAUCAGGAUCUAAUUCUCACUUUUCAUCUGAAUAUAACUCAUCUAGUUUAAAGUUUAAUCCAUAUUUUGAUGUUCGAACAGCAUCGAUGCGUAGAAAAUCGCAUGCUUUGACAAAAUUACUUUCUCAGCAAACUCCAAUCACUGGUGGUGGUGAACACAUUGAACUAUUUCGUCUUUCAUUCACUUCACUGAUUCCAUAUUCAUCUUUAUCAUUUGAUAGUAAUAAUAUUCCUGGAGCCUCGUCUACUCUACCAGAAAGAAGUAGUUUCAAAUGGAAUUGUAAUCGUGCGGUCAGUACGUCAUCAAUAGAUCGUCAAUUGUCUUCUUGUAGACGGAAACUCAGUACACAUUCAUACGUUCCUCGUCAUUUUUCGGGCACUAUCAGCAGACAAUCAUCCGCAUCGGAAGAUGUGAAUGCUUUAGAUUGGUCUGAUUGUAAAUUUUACAAUCAACGAUCUACCCUCACAAAUUACAACUCAAAGAAUUCAGUGAAUAUAUUCAAGCCAUCUGAAAAUGUGUCAGUCUGUUCAUCUUCUUGUUCUUUAACUUCGGAAUCCUAUCCUAGACCAGUGUCAGCAGACGAUGAACCGUUAGAUCAUACGCAAUUUUUAUUAACCUCAAAAAGUGAUCUGUCGAAUCUUUAUGUUUGUGAAUUAGAUUGGAGUGCAGAUGAAAAGGAUACAUCACCUAUAUCUGUAAUCUCUACCAAACAACGUAAACAGACUUUAACAAGUCAAAUACGUUCUCCGUUUAUGUCAUCUAUUAAUCAAUUUAAUGAGACAACAGAAAUUAAAAAACAUCAUAUUUAUCAAAAAGAACAUGAUUUAAAUAUCGGAAUGGGAAAUUAUCCAACAUCUAUUGAUAAUAUGGAACAAUAUGCAUACAGAAUUGAUAAUCAACAAACAAUAAUUCCUGCUUUUAAAAAUAACAUUCAAGAAGAACAAGGUAGUAAUGAUUAUCAUGAAAAUAUUGAUAAAAUAAUUCAUAAUACUAAAUUCCUAGAGGUUAACGAAUCAAAUGAUGAUAUAUGUGAUCUUGUCAGUCAUAACAAUUCAGAAAGUGUGACAUUUGUACAACUGUCACCGUCACAUAUUCCUGUGGAUCUUUUCAAAGUAUUUUCAGAAAAUGAAUGUAAUGAUGACGACGAAGUGCAUGUGGUAAAACAAGAAGAGAUCAAUGAAUAUAUUGAUGAAAUCGAUACUGGAAAAAAAAUUGAGAAUGAAUAUGAUCAAAAAGAAAUUCUGUCCAUUAGUGGUGUUGUCUCUGAUUUAGAGUCAUUCGACAUAUCUCAUCAUCAUAAUCAUUCAAUACAUACAACUAACAAUUCAGUAGUAUCAACUGAACCUGAAGAGAUAUCAUUGGAUAAUAGAACAAACUGUGUUAUUACAACAUCAAUAAUAAGUGAUGAUAUUGUUCAAAGUGAAUUAAUCGAUGACAUGGAAAGUGAUAUUCCAUCAGAUCAACUGUAUGAUAAUGCUGCUGAUGAAGCUCCAGAAAGUUUAGCUGAUGCGAUAUCAUUAGGUGCUAUUUCUUUGAUCACUGGUCUGUCAGAAGUUGACGGUGAUGACAAUGAUGAUGAUAAAAAUUACGCAGAUGACGGCAAUCUGUAUAACAGCAAUAAAGAAAUUAGCUCAAAUAAACAUUUGUCAUAUCUUGAUUCAGAUCAUUAUAGAAAAGGGAAGCAUUCAAAAAGCCUAACUCAUUUAUCAAAAUCAAUAAACAACAAUAAUAAUGCAAAAUCCGAUGAACUCUCUGUGAACAAACAAUCUGUUUAUGAUCUUUUUCGUGUUAAAUCUCAACAAUUAUCCUCAAAGCAACAGCAUACUAUACCAUCCUCAUUAUUUUUAUCACAUUUUUCAAUGGAUAAUGAUUCAUCUAUACCUUCAGCUUUGUUAUCGUGCAAAAUAUCUACACCAGAAUUUGAUGAUACUUUACCCAUAACUAAACAAAGAACUCUUGAAUUACUGAAAAUUACCUCAGGGUGUUUAGAUAUUUUUAAAGAAGUCUUACUGACAGAAUCUAUGUACAAUCAUGACUUGGAAUUUUUGAUGACGGCUCCAUUGGAUACUGCUAAUGCGUUCAACGCAAAAUCACUAACUCACUGGUUACAAGCUCGUCUAUUGCCAAUCCUGAAACCUAUAAUCGAUAGACAAACAUCUUUUCUUCAUCAACUAAAAAUAACUAUAUCCACAUUGAAACGCUUAAUAACAAAAGUAAAACUCCUUGGGAAAAAUAUUUUACCAUUAAAAUCACAUGAUGACCAUGUGGAGUCUGUAUCUGAAUGUUUGACAGUUGAUUGUGAAUCACCUCUUUAUGAUAUGAACUACACAUCAAAAGGUUAUGUCAAUUCAUCUGAAUCAUCUAUGUCUCAUAUCGUAUUAAAAUUUAGUAAAAAUGAACAAUUGUCCAGUUCGGAAAUUUCUAGCUGUAAUGUUUCACCUUAUUUUAAACAUAAACAUAAAAAAUAUGGUUUGCAUUUAACAUUGAAACAGUUACAUAGUCUUAGUUGUUUUACAGAUUUACUAAUGAAUUUAUUAGAUCAAGUACAGUCUUAUGAAAUUUGGAUUCGAAAUUCAGCUGAUUUACUCACAGAAUUAUGGUUUUUAGCAUUUGUUGAUAUUCUUUCAUCAUAUUCCAACAUAGAUGAAGAGAGUGGUAAUUAUCAUUUAAAUAACAACAAUUUCGCUAAUAUUGAUAAUGAUAAUACUGAAAAUAUUCAGUCACUUAUUCAUAAAUAUCUGCAUUCGAAUAAUAAUCAAUGCAAGGAUAAGAAUUUAGAAACUUCUUCAGCAAUCACACGGAAAGUAUUAUAUAAUUUAGAAAGUCGAUUAUCUUCUGUUGGUUCCUUAUGGCAUUAUUUAUUGUUGCCUGGUCGACGAUUUCGUAGUUAUUGUAACCUGUUACAAUCUCUAGUGAAUCAAAUGUCAACUCAUUCAAGUUCAGUUUUCUGUAAAGCGAUUUUCGGACAUUAUAUACUAUCGAAUCGAUCUUUAAGUAAUACUUUAGACCGAUGUGAAAGAGUUGCUUUAACACUGCAGCUGUCAAUAAUUAUAUUCCCUAUGGAGAAUUUCUUGUUCACUCCAAAUAAGUGUAUCAAUGAAAACCUAGAAAACGAUCAUUAUUCAUCUUGUCCCAACACCACUCACCAUAAUAAUAGUGAAAAAGUACAUCAUAAUGGCACUUCCGAAAGUGAUAAAUCUGCUGAUUUAAUGUCUAUUUCGUCAUUUUUACAAUCUUCCAUAAUUACUCAUCCAAUAAUUCAUUUUGGUUGGUUAAAUAAAUAUUCACGACGCGGAUUUCAGCCUAGAUUAGUUUUUCUGUUUACAGAUCGUUUAAUCUAUACUAGUAGAAUACGUGGUGUAACUGGCUUAUACUUAAAACUGCAUGCUAUCAUAACACUUUCAAAUGUUAUACUUGAGAAAAACAUCUCACAUGAAAACCAAACCAACAGUAAUCAAGUCUCUGAUUCGAUGUAUUUAAAAUUCGGCUUAGUAGUAACAUAUACAAGUCGUUCUCCAGUUCGUAAGUUAUCAGGUAUAUCAAAUUCAUGUUCUGUUAAUCAAGAUGAUCCAACAUCUAAUUGUUCCCAAGUUUCAAAAAUGAAGUCACAAUCUAUCGGGAAACAAUACAACAAACGCAGACAAUCUCUCACACAUCGUAGUGACAACGCUUUCUCUAACCAUGCUCCGCAAUCUUCUAAAUACACUGUUUCAGGUGUUACUCGUCUGCGUGAUUCAUCUAUCUCAAAGUUAAUUUUCACAGAAAUUACGCAACGAUGUCUAGCUAACGACAGUACUUAUAAAUGUCAAUCGGAAUCUGUUGAUAUUCAACAUAACUCUCAAACUCCUACAUCAUUAAUACCUACAUUUCAAAAUAGUUUCGCUGAACAUUGUUGGCGACAACAUGCAUCUAUAUCAUCCGUCAAACUGCUGAAUACAAUUGAUAAUGAAAUGUCUGGUUAUUUAUUUCGUCUAUCUAAACGUGGCACAAGUAGUAAACAAAAAUUAUGGACCAUUUUAUCAGAUAUGUGCUUAAAAUUUUAUAACACAUACAAUCAUCAUAAAUUAUUAGCACGUUUAUGGUUAUCAACCAAUAGGUGUACUGUUGAAUUAAUAUCAACUAAUUCAUUACUGUAUGGUGAAUGUUCAACUAGAUUAGUGGAUGUUGAACAUGAUCAACAACGACAGCAUUAUCGUGUACCACCUAAUCAUAUUAUUAAAAUAUCUGUCAAUACUAAAGAUUAUUAUUUUCAAGCUGAAAAUGUUUACCUCUUGAAAAGAUGGUUCAAUUCCAUUUCUAACAUACUAACAUGUUCCUCAAUUCGAAGAAAUUCAAUUCAAUCUAUAAUGGCAAAUGAUAAUUUAGUUCUUUUCAAUGAUGCAUUAUCAACAUCAUCUACACUGUUGUCAACAUCUAAUGCUAAAUUAAUAUUCACCUGUAAAUCUAAUUGUUCUGAUCAUAAUUCAAAAUAA